Eremomyces bilateralis CBS 781.70 is the source of this 4479-nucleotide messenger RNA. RefSeq lists its product as uncharacterized. Gene Ontology annotation, molecular function: protein serine/threonine/tyrosine kinase activity; protein serine/threonine kinase activity; ATP binding. Lineage: Eukaryota; Fungi; Ascomycota; Dothideomycetes; Eremomycetales; Eremomycetaceae. Gene Ontology annotation, biological process: peptidyl-threonine phosphorylation; peptidyl-serine phosphorylation. The record is from RefSeq and is a predicted model, not a curated record. The transcript has 4 exons. The coding region runs from base 1 to 4479 and encodes 1492 amino acids.
AUGCGAGAGCCAGCGCGGCCGCCAUUGUUAGGCCCACGACCGCUGGAACAACAACAAGGAAAACGAGUUAUAAGUGAUACUUCAGCAAUCCCGGCAGCCACUCGAUCCUUCCCUCUUUCACAAGGCAUCAAGCCAUCCGAAUCCAGAGCUCCUCCCACACAAAACACCUCAGGCCCAUUCGGUACGGGUAUCGGAAGGGGCAACGACGCACCACGAGAAGGAAACGAGGAGGAAUCCUUCGACUUCCUCCCUGCCGUCAACUUUGAUGAAUUCCAUGCAAGUCUUACCUAUGAACCGGAUCUAAACGACUUUCCACUCCCCGGGCGCGUCGGCGAUAGGGUCAUCGGGGCUACCUCGACACAAAGGAUGGUGCCUGGAACUGGAGAUGAUAAUCAGUUUAUAUCCGGGCCGCAAGGAGGGAUUCCGAGAAGGCCGUCGCUUCUUCGAAAGGCCAACAAUGCUCGACCUCCAGAGAACCGCCAGCAGACUACAGACACAACGAGCAUGGCACCGCCUUCCGCCUUUGCGACGCGAAAUCGACAGCAAAGUUCACAAAACGCUCCUUUGUCGACACCAGUCAAGACCUCCGCUCAUUUCCGAUCGCCGCGCAAAUCUGUCGGACCUGGUAUAUAUACCCCGAAUCAAGACGGACGGAACACCAAGGGAAAUGCGUCGAGCUCGUUUUCAGGACAAGGACAAGGCUCGUUGAGUCGGUCAUCGUCCAUGACCAAAGCCAACCGACGAACCACACUGGCUCCUGGGAGCGUUGGGGGAGCCGACACAGCUCGGUUUGCUGCUUCCACACGAUCGGCAAAAGCACGCUCUCUUCAAACGGGCUCACAAUCUACAAACAAUCUGGACCCGAAUGCUGGACGGGACGGGCAGAAUGUAUCAACGCAAUCGCGGUCUCCUGCUAGAUCAUCUGCACAGCAAAACCACACACCUUCAUCCGGGAACAAAAGAAUGUCAACUAUGCCACAUGUUGGGGGGCUGGGCGCUCGAACUAUCAGUCCUACCGAUGCUCGAAGGUUGAAAAGGCUUUCAACCGCUCACGGAUCCUCCGCUCCUAAUACUCCUCCCACUCCUCAGCCAGAUUUCACACCUGCACCUCGAGCAUCGGUACCCUCCCCUGGCUUUGUGGCGAGGAAGAGCGCAACCCCGAAUUCCGCGCGAGCCACACCUGACCAUACCCGAAAGUUCCCCGCAUCCUCUCUUAAUCUCGUAUCGACAUCCAGUUCCGCAUCGUUGCGCACCGGACCUAAUGUGGCCAAUCCUCGAAACCAAUAUCAGUCAACGUCGCGCCUGCCUACGCCGAAACCUAGAAAUGUGCAUAGUUCUGCCGCUGGUGAACUGGAAGAAGUGCCGCCAGUACCAGCAAUACCAAAGGCAUAUGAGUCGCCGAAGGACAACCCGGAGCACGAGUACUUUGUGCCGAACAAAUCUGCAACGUUGGAUUCUAUGGAUGACUCGAGAAGCUUGGCUUCGUCAAGGAACAACGCGCCCGGCGUGUUCCUUGGCGAAGUUCGAAGCGCUCAUCCAAUGCUGUAUGAGCAACAUGCUUCUCGCGGCAACAAUCCACGACACCGAAGAGGCCUCACAGUUGGCGCAGACUCAGAUGCCGACCAGGCGGUCACCAUACAACACGUCAAUAAGAAGACCUUGCAGCCGAUACGAUUACCGCCAUUGAAUUUGCUUCCUCUCAGCACACCGACUGCGUCACGAAUCGCAGCCCUGCCCGGCCCGUCUGCUGAAGUGGACGAUCGUAACAACCGGACCCCUCCGCCGCAACGAAAUGCCGCCAAAACCCCUAGCACCCCCAUGACCGCCUCAAAAGCGACCUUUUUCGGGAGGGCGCUCCAAGAUGACCCGGAUUUCAAUCCAUUCCAUCUACGGAGCAGUAGUUCACAGUAUCACUUGCGACCCGACCCUCCAAGUUACCCUUCGUUGUCACCAACGCUGCCUCUAUCCAUUCCCGGGAACGCCGGAAGCCGACAAAUCACGACACCCUUUGCAUCUGCUUCUCUACCGAAGAAUAGCGGCGAAUUUGCACGUUAUUCCGCCCGACAAAGCGACGAGGAACUGAAGUUCGAUGACAUUCUUGAAGCGGAUGCUGUUGAUUAUGCCCCAGCACAAGGCCCCGUAUCGCAAAUGGCGACGAAGAAAGAUACCCAAUCUGCGCCAUCGGUGAACACGUCCGCGUCAGAGGAGCCUGAAACCCCGUCAUCUGCGACUUCUUUGAGGCGCAAGCUCAGCAUCGGAUGGCGCAGAAGUUCAUCGAAGGCAUCACAUCCGGCUCAGCAAUCGCAGACGGCUGAGGUCGAAGAAGAGAAGCAACCUCGAAAGUCCAAGGAUAUGCCACCACCUCGUAUGCCUGCUUCCGCUACUGUCGGUCGUUCCAGUCAUGCGAGUCCUUCCCCAUCGGUUCGAAGUCGAGGUUCCCUUGAUAUCAGGAGACGCAAACUCUCCAUCUCUAAUUUGGAGAACGUGCAGGGCUCUCAUGACGACAAACCACCACCACAGCGACACGAGCGAAACGUAAUACGAGGCAAUACUCAUCCUCCCCCAUACACGGAGCGAGCCAACGUACCGAGAUCCACUUCAUCGAUUCUCACACCCGUCCACAGGAUACUGGGGUCGAAGAACUCCAUCUCCACAUUGAAAGCAAGGCAUCUUGACACAAAUCUCGACAAAGAUGAUCUUGCUGCCGACAAGGUAAUGGAGAAGCUGGGCUCAAAGCGGCGGGAUUUCGAAUCGGUUUCACGGGAGCUAGAUGACCUGCGAAAACGGGCGCGACCGAAAGAUUCUGUGUUGCCAUCGCACGCGCUGCAGAUGGUCAACCUGAACAUUUUCGAGCGCGGCGAGAUUAUCGACUACAAGGAGGUCUAUUUCUGUGGAACGCAAAACGCGAAGAAACAUGUCGGCGACCUGAAUUCGCAUUCGGCAAACUUCGGAUAUGAUGACGAGCGAGGAGACUAUAACAUCGUUCUUGGCGACCAUCUCUCGUAUCGCUACGAGGUCGUCGAUAUCCUUGGGAAGGGAAGCUUUGGGCAAGUCGUGAGAUGUGUUGAUCAUAAGCUCGGUGUGCUUGUGGCCGUCAAGAUCAUCCGGAACAAGAAGCGGUUCCACCAGCAAGCUCUCGUCGAAGUAAAUAUCUUGCAGAGACUGCGUGAAUGGGACCCCGAAAGCAAGCACAGUAUGAUCAGCUUCACGCAACACUUCUAUUUUCGCGGCCAUCUGUGCAUCUCCACGGAGCUCCUGGGAAUGAACUUGUAUGAGUUCAUCAAAGCAUACGAGUUCAAAGGUUUCCCGCUUGUCCUCAUUCGGAGGUUCGCCAAGCAGAUGCUCAGUUCUUUAACUCUUCUGAAGAGCCGACGAGUUAUUCACUGCGAUCUCAAACCGGAGAAUAUCCUCCUUGCUCAUCCCAUGCAUUCUGAAAUCAAGGUCAUUGAUUUUGGAUCGUCAUGUUUUGAGAACGAGAAGGUUUAUACGUACAUCCAAUCGCGCUUCUAUCGAUCCCCGGAAGUUAUCCUCGGCAUGUCGUACGGCAUACAAAUCGAUAUGUGGUCCCUUGGCUGCAUUCUUGCAGAACUUCUUACCGGAUAUCCAAUUUUCCCCGGAGAGAACGAGCAAGAGCAGCUAGCAUGCAUCAUGGAGAUUUUUGGUCCACCAGAGAAACAUCUCAUCGAAAAGAGCUCGCGCAAGAAGCUCUUCUUCGACUCACUCGGCAAACCCCGUGUCACCGUCUCAAGCAAAGGUCGACGACGGCGCCCAAGCAGCAGGACUCUGCAACACGCCCUCAAAUGCGACGACGACGCGUUCCUUGACUUCAUCGCUCGCUGCCUUCGGUGGGACCCCGAGCGACGCCUUCGACCCGACGACGCGCUGCAUCACGAAUUCAUCACCGGCAUCAAGCGCCCCAUUGCCCACCGCUCACGUACGCAAGUCCACGGUCUCCCCAUGCGCGACCGAGGCCCUAACCACCCCCAUUCCAACAUCUCUUCCUCUUCUUCCAACCCACCAAACUAUCAUCAAGGUGGCAACCUCCGCGCCUCGAAUUCAGACAGUCCCAUCAAACGCUACAAUACCGUCUCUGGUCCCGCCGCACCGAUGCAGACCCCUCGGCAGUCCAGCCGACCGCUUCCUGAGCCACCUGCCACUGCCUUCCGCAACGCCAGCACUGGCAAUGCUCCUCCGCGGGAUAUCAUUGGUAGCAGCCCUGUGAAGAGGAGCGAGCCGUACGGUUCGGCGAGACGGCAUAGUACCGUCAAUGGCGGCGUCCCCGUGCCCAGUGCCAGGCGCGGAGCGAGCGGCGGUGUCCCUGUCCUAGGUCGGUCAAGCGCGACGGCUGCAGUCAGCGGGAUGGGAAGCGCCUUGCCCCGGGCAUCCCAGCGGGCCGGGAGUGGGAAGAUGGGUGGAAGCGGAGGAGGAGGGGGAAAUCCUGCCAGCGCCGCAGCAGCAAGUGCGCAGUGGCAGCGGUGA